AUGGAGAACGAACGCGGUGACCUCGUCGACCUCUACGUCCCCCGCAAGUGCUCGGCCACCAACCGCAUCAUCCAGGCCAAGGACCACGCCUCGGCCCAGAUCUCCAUCGGCAAGGUCGACGAGAACGGCCGCUACACCGGCGAGAACCAGACCUACGCCCUCUGCGGCUUCGUCCGCGCCAUGGGCGAGAGCGACGACUCCAUCAACCGCCUGGCGCAGCGUGACGGUUUCCUCAAGAGCGUUUGGAGCGCCAGCCGGUAA
This is a messenger RNA of Lasiodiplodia theobromae, 261 nucleotides long. Its product is annotated as Ribosomal protein S21e. Gene Ontology annotation, molecular function: structural constituent of ribosome. Gene Ontology annotation, cellular component: cytosolic small ribosomal subunit; ribosome. The transcript is spliced from 2 exons. NCBI's taxonomy places the organism in Eukaryota, Fungi, Ascomycota, Dothideomycetes, Botryosphaeriales, Botryosphaeriaceae. Bases 1 to 261 code for a protein of 86 amino acids. Gene Ontology annotation, biological process: endonucleolytic cleavage to generate mature 3'-end of SSU-rRNA from (SSU-rRNA, 5.8S rRNA, LSU-rRNA); translation; endonucleolytic cleavage in ITS1 to separate SSU-rRNA from 5.8S rRNA and LSU-rRNA from tricistronic rRNA transcript (SSU-rRNA, 5.8S rRNA, LSU-rRNA). The record is from RefSeq and is a predicted model, not a curated record.